AUGUCGCGCAAUGGAAGCGGAUUCCAUUGGGAGUUGCCAUUUGUGUCGGUUGCCGACUUUCCCGCAGACAAGAUUGUGCAGGUCUUGUCUGACCAGAAAGCGGCAACGGCAGCCCUCAUGGCUGAGAACAUAAAGAGCAAGGACUUGAAGAAGUGGUUGGGCCAAACAGUGAAAGUUGUGGAGGUUGACAAGAAGGGGGUGAAAUGCCAGCAGGAGCCUGCAAUAGGCCGGAAAGACUUAGUCAGCCGCAACCUGUGUGGCAUCUACCACGCAGUGCAUCGCCGAAUGGAUGCCCAGAGCAAGCUGCAUGUGCACGUCUUCUGUCUUGAAGCCUCAGAAGGUGCAGAAAUUUGCUGCAGCGAAGCUCGUACGGGCAGUGAGCUUGUUCUGAUGCAGAGUGGCGCAAACGGCCUGUUUUGGUGUACGCUACCAGUCAGCGCUUCUUUCGAGAACAUGCCGCAGAAACUGACAUUCACUCUGAACAAGGACAAGCGCAUGGGAGUCAUGGAAAGCCUGGAAAGCUUCUUUCGUGGGCGCAAUGACCAUGGCAACCUAUUGCAGAGUGAUGUGGACGUCAGUCGGCAUACAGAGCCUGGCGACUCGCACUUUUUCGGCCAUGUGGCCUUCGAAGGUGCAAGCGGGGAAACGCUGUCCGGGGUCUUGGACGACUUCGCGCAGCUGUGCAAGCAAAUGCGGGCGGCGCCCAAUCUGGGAGACUACCUGGAACUGCUCACUGGGCCAACUUGCCCCAGUCAAGCGGUGCUGGCAUUCUGCGCGGUCGGGCGGCUGGUGAGGCUUCCAGAUGCAGGCUUCUUUGGCAGAGGUGAGUUGGUGAUGGUGGAGAGCCUCGGCCUAAUCCACAAGUUGCGUGCCGCCAUCCCCGCAGCCCCUCUCCUUAAAGCCCCCGAAAGCCCCUCAAGGGCCGAGUCCCUAAACCCCCCAAACCGAGGCCGCGAAAGCAAGGCUCCAAGAAGAAUGCAAGCCACGGUGGCCCAAGUGAAGCUGGGGUGUUCGAAGUGGUGA
Symbiodinium natans is the source of this 1023-nucleotide messenger RNA. The record is from the annotation of a GenBank genome assembly. Lineage: Eukaryota; Dinophyceae; Suessiales; Symbiodiniaceae.